Molecule: messenger RNA, 4257 nt
Organism: Pisolithus orientalis
Lineage: Eukaryota; Fungi; Basidiomycota; Agaricomycetes; Boletales; Pisolithaceae
Exons: 30
Coding region: 1-4257 (1418 amino acids)
Source: RefSeq, a predicted model, not a curated record
AUGUCCAGCACCAACCAAAAUCAGACCAAGUCCAACAACAACAACAGCAAGUCUGGCAAAAGGACUGCUGUGCCCCAGCCCCCCAGACCCACUGGUGUUUCCACUGGAACAGAUGUGGCUGCAGCCAUCAAUCUCUCACAUGCCCAGUCUACUGCUGCUCACAAAAGGUUAGCAGCAAGGAAGGCAACAAAGGUGACUGCACCUGAGGGUGAAGAAGGGGGAGAGAUGGAUGUCGAACAGGCGACUGCACCCAAGGGCAAAGAUGGGGGAGAGAUGGACAUGGAACAGGCAACUGCACCCGAGGGUGAAGAUGGGGGAGCGAUGGAUGUCGAACAGGUGACUGCGCCUGAGAGUGAAGAAGGGGGAGAGAUGGAUGUCGAACAGGUGACUGCACCCGAGGGUGAAGAGGGGGGAAAGAUGGUUGUCAAACAGCAUGGUGGCAAGAAGAGCCCCAAGAAAAAUUCCAAGAAACGUGGACACCAGGACGAAGUGGAAGAGACUGCAGGAACAGAAACUGGAGGGGUCUCAGAGGCAGUGUCACAGAGCAAGCGUCAGAAGAAGGCCCAUAAAGGAUCCACUAGGGCACAGAUGCCACCACCCAAGGAAAUUCUGACCAGAAAGCGUGGUCCCAAAGCUUCCAAGGGCAAAGGCAAGGUGACAACCACCGAGGAUGAGUGGGAACCCCUACCAGUCGCAAGUGGGAGCAAUGUACCAGUGGAAAAGGCAGAGCAACCGAUGGUGUAUCAGCACAAGGCAAGUAAAACUGGAGAGACAAAGAAAAUCUUUCCAAAGCUGUCUGAUCGGGUCAUCUUGAGCAAAGAUGUCGUGCCGAAUGUCAAGAAGACAGAGCUCACUGAGGCAGACUUGCAGAGCAUGGCAAACGAAAAAGCACUUGCAGACCUGUCACUGGGGUAUGCGCUGAUGACGACGAUCCGAGACAAGGCCAAUGAGCGAUGUGACCUGGAACGAGGGCCCAUACUCCGACUACGUGAAUAUAACCCAAGGCCACUCAAUGACAGAUAUCUGGUGCAGCUCAAGAAUAGCAUCAGUUUGCGAGGACUACAGAACAAGGUAGUCUGGAAUGCCAUGGUGGUAGCAGUGCCACCAGCAGUGAUUGACCUGGGUUCGCUGCGACCGGUGCAACUUGGCACCUAUACCAACCAUGUGAGGUGGACGGCGGAAGUAGCCAAGCACGAAGCGAGCUUCCUCAAUGGAAAUCACCGCCGUGAGGUGAUGAAGCUCAUGACUGUCCAACGGACCCAUGUUCAGUAUACAAAGGGGGUUCAGUUGACCAAUAGCAUCUAUGGGGAGGAGCACAAGGACAAGUUGGAAGAUCUAAUGGAUGAGGCGACGAUGGAGUUGGAACGAAGUGGGUCAUGGUUGGUUCACUUCAUCAACAAAGACAAAUUGGAUGUCCACACCAACCGCACUUGGUUGUUGGAAAACCUGAGUGGCAACACACCAGCAGUGACGCUGCCUGAUGAUGACGAUGACAAGUUGUAUCAGGUUUUGAACAUCCUUGCAACCCUGGAAAACGACCGGGAUGCCAAGGAGAAGUACGUAGAAGAAGUGCGGCGUCGAGCAGGUAGCACUCGAGUGAGCCGACUGAGUCGGAUCUUGGCAGAUGAAGAGUUGUACACAAGCGUGAUGAAACUCAUGCACCUCAAACAUUUCCAAGGAGGGACCGUCAAGUCGAAGCUGGACACUGGAUUUACGACCCGGCAACUUGAAAGCUGGCAGUGUUCCACAGGUGGAAUACAAUUACUUCUGUGUGAAUAUGUCUUAGACAUAUUCAAAUUCCUGGCAGCACCCAUUCCAGUUCCAACCUUGACAUCUGUGAGGGAACAUGCAGGUGAGGGCGAGUUGAAGGAUAAGGAGUGCAGGAAGGUGGCACGAGAAAUGUGGGCCUUGACCAUGCGAUCGCCAUACUUUGCAUGGGAGAUUGUCAAUGAGUAUGCGAACGUAUGGGGAAGUGCAUGGGCAGAUGUCACGAAGAAGCAUAUGGAUGGGAACCCAUGGCGCCUCUGGGCUGUGAAUGAUGAGAUCAGCCAAGGCAAGUGGGAGAACUUGGUGACCCAAUAUUUCCAACGACUGGCUAGUCUGGCCACCAUCGAAGGACAAAAUGUCACCCUCAGGGAGACCACCAGCGAUGAUGACAAGGUUCGUGCCACAGUGCAUGCCAAGUUGGAGUGGGUGCACGAGGGGUACAUGCUGCGAACAGGCCAUCCAUCUAGCUUCAAGGCAUUGCCCAUUGGCAACAAGUUGAUGUUCAAUAACAUCCAACGACUCUUCCACGAUCCCACUGGCAUGCCAAAGAUUGAUUUGGGAGAUAUCAUCAAGGAGGUGGUCUGCUGGGUGGAACCAUUUUUUGCCUUGGCAUGUCAACAGCGAGGAGACAGAGUAUGGCGGGAUGCAUCACGUGCAUGGAUUGCAAAUGCAUCACGGUGUGGACCAAGCUCUGAAAAAGUCAUAGCCAUGAUUGGUGAUUUCUUGUGCCAAGAGCGGCCCCACCUCCUCAUGGCACAGAGCUACCUGACGAGGAACAAUGUGGAUAUGAGAGCAUAUACUUUGGGAAAACUGCCAACGAUCAUUACAGACAAGGAAUUCUUGGGGCGUGUCGAGGCUAACAUCAAAGCCUAUCAGGAACAGGUGGAAAGCUGGACACGGGCAACACGACCCCUUCCAUAUCUCCGUCCAGCCCCCAAUCAGUCUGUUGACUUUGAGGGCUACAAUUUUGAAAACCAGACGAUAGUGGCAAAGGGCAUCAUCGACAUGAUGCGUGUCACAGCAUUCCCGAAAGCCAUGUUCAAAGGGACAGCCCAGCUGGUGAAGGCACUGGCGCCACUGAUACUUGACAAGGCAUGCCGUGAACAGCUCUUGGGAACUACAGUGGUGUGGGAGUUGCGUCGCAAAGUGCAGGGUCUCAUGCAGUUUUGUGGUGGUGUCCCAAAGGACAGUUGGACAUGGUGGGAUGGGAUACAGGAGCAACCAGAAGUUCAUUUUCCCAUGGACAAAUACGAUACCUUGGCACCCAUGAAAAACGAGACGACCGACAAUCGAGCAGUGCGUAUGGCGUUGGAGCAUGAACUGCAUGUGAAGAACAAGGCCAAGGUGGCCACUGUGGUGAAGACUUUAUUUUCUGAGGGACUUGGGGUGAUGAAGAAUGGUCAGGUUUCACCUGAUCUGUAUGAUGCUGCAAAGAGAUGCCUGGAGCUUGCCAUACUAGAGUCAGAGCGACAUGUUGCCCAGCUGGCCGACCCUCUGGAGGAUGUGGAGGGCAUGAAGUUUUCCAAUGCAAUGUGGGAAACCUAUGAAGUCAAGAUGCCACCAAGGGCCGAUGACGAUACCACCACAAGUUGCUGGGGUCCACAGGAAGGUAGGGGUCUGGACUCAUUUAGAAAAGCUGGCACAUUUGUUCAUGGGGACCGGGAAUUGCUGGCGGAGGAAGCGAAGUUGAAAGCAAAAGAAGGGAGGCAAUUGAAGAAGGAGAUGAGUGAGGUGGAGAAAGCCCGGGUAUUCCAGCCCAGGGGGGCACAUAUGAAGAAGCUGAGUGCCAGGGUGGCACGAAUCAAUCAGAGGAAGAAUGCACAGGAUGAUGAGUGCCAUGUAGCAGACUUUGACAAACGGAUGGAGGAGGAGGAGCGACUGGCUACCGUUGCUGCUGCCAAAUUGACAGAGACUUUGAAAGGGCUGUCCUUCAAGAAGAUUGAUCCCACUGAAUUGGCAGGGGAUGGAGAAGGGGAGACUGGGCCUAGCACCCAUGACACACCACAGCAGACUACCCCAGAUGAAUGGGAAAUUUCACAAUUGGAAGAGGAUGAGCCUACUGCAGCCAAGUCUGGCAAGAAAAAUCAAAGGGGCCUAGCAGUGGUCAAAGGCACAUGCAAGGCAAAGACAGGCAAGUGCCUCUUGGAGGGCUUAGAGAAAGACGUCAAACUGGGAAAGCGGCUACAGAAGAAAGAAUUGACUGCAGCGGAGGCCAAGGCAGUCAGGCAGAGCUUGAAGGGCUUUUUGGAUACUGAGGCCAUUGCAGAAGGUAGCGGCAGUGAGGAUGAGACAUCAGAAGACUCAGAUGGUGAGAAUUCAUUUAUCAACGAUGACUCUGCCAGCGAGAAGGGAGAGGAGGGGGGAGAUGAAGAGGAGGAACGGAGUGGGUCUGAAAAUGUGCGAAUACCCGAUACGGAAUCUAAUCCAGGGUCUGGUACAGAUGAUAUGGCUUCAGAGUGUGGUACAGGAUCGGAUGCAGAGUCAGAAUAG